This is a messenger RNA of Pangasianodon hypophthalmus (striped catfish), 6256 nucleotides long. RefSeq names its product two pore segment channel 2 (gene tpcn2). NCBI's taxonomy places the organism in Eukaryota, Metazoa, Chordata, Actinopteri, Siluriformes, Pangasiidae. The transcript has 27 exons. Bases 361 to 2766 code for a protein of 801 amino acids. Gene Ontology annotation, biological process: transmembrane transport; monoatomic ion transport. Gene Ontology annotation, molecular function: monoatomic ion channel activity; voltage-gated channel activity. Gene Ontology annotation, cellular component: lysosomal membrane. The record is from RefSeq and is a predicted model, not a curated record.
CGGUCUGGGCUAAAUUGCUUAUAGUUUCAGUUCACGUUUUUUGUCGCGAUAUUGCUCUCGAUAACUCACGUGCCGGUAUGUUGGUUGUAUAAAAAGCUCGCGCAAGUGUUAUUCAGUUAGAGGAUGUUGAUGAAUGGCAGAGGUGUAGUGAAAACCUGCCAGGUUUCCCGGUCUGUUCGCGAAAACUCAGGCGUUUUAGUAAGUUUAACAAAAGAACAUUAGAGGGGAAAACAUGGGCGGGGAAUCUUAAAAACACCCGCCUUCUUGCUGUCAUGAGCGGAAAACAGUCAGUGAGGCAAGAGGCAAACUUCUGAGGUCUGUCCUGAGGAAACCUCGGACACUUUAUUCACGCAGAGCCGGAUGGAAACGGAGCCGCUGUUAUCAGAAAGCAGAAAGCAGGACUCGGUAGAUUACGGCUCUCGACAUGACUCUGAAUCUGACUCCCAGUCUGACUCUAAAGGGACGAGUCGACUCUCUUAUUCACACAGCAGGGACUCUGUCCAUGUCGAAGAACGUGAUGAAGAGCUGUGCAUCCAGCAAGCGGUUGUAUUUAUUGAAGAUGCCAUUCAGUAUCGAUCCAUUAAUCACAAGGUUGACUUGAGAUCCUUGAGCUUAUACAGAUGGUACUACUCCAGGACAUGUCAGUGGGGUCUUGGUAUUACCAUUGCUGUGAUUCUGGCUCUGGCCUUUGUGGAGAAACCUUCCUCGAUCACUUACACAUCAGACCCUCGCUUCAGGCCUGAUCCCUGGGAGCCACCAUGUGGCCUCCCCGAGGCUGUAGAGAUGGUCUGCCUCUGCAUCUUCAUCGUGGAUGUAGUGGUCAAGAGUUAUCUGAUUGGAUGGGAGGAGUUCCGUAUGAAUAAAUGGCUGAUUGGCUACGUGCUGGUUAUAGCGGUAUCAGUCAUCGACUGCAUGAUCUCUUUUGCCAUGCUGUGUGGUACGACCAUACGAGUCAGGAGGCUGAUUCGGCCGUUUUUCCUCUUGCAAAAUUCCUCCUUAAUGAAGAAAACUCUAAAAUGUAUCAAAAGGACACUUCCAGAAAUAGCAAGUGUGAUCCUGCUUCUGGCCCUCCACCUGUGCUUAUUCACCAUGAUUGGUAUGCUGAUCUUCCCCAAAUUUGAGGACUCGUCGAAGAAUGGGGAAUGGGAGGCUUACUUCAAAGACCUGCCUAAGGCCUUGUCCUCUCUGCUUGUGCUGCUGACGACUGCUAAUAACCCAGACGUGAUGGUUCCUGCAUACUCACUGAAUCGGGGAUAUACCAUAUUUUUUAUACUUUUCAGUGUAUGUGGAACCUACAUCUUGAUGAAUUUGCUCACUGCUAUUAUCUACAACCAGUUCCGAGGCUAUCUGCUGAUGUCAGUGCAGGCCUCUAUUUUAAGGAGGCAUCUGGGGAUCACAGCUGCAUUUAAGGUGCUUUGCUGUCCGGGUCAAAGCCACGAUGACAAUUCUGAAGGUCAUGUAAAGAGAGUUCGAGUGGACAGAGUGCUGCAGGUCAUGAGAAGAGUGCAGAUGACAUCAUACUACAGACAAGCUGUCAUUAAGGCUGCUCAGGAAUUCCCUGAUGGUUUUAUUGAUGGUGAAGCAUUUCGGAGGCUGUUUAACGAACUGGAUAAGGAGCACAUCAGAGAGCACCCACCGAAACCAGAGUACAGCUCCUCAUUCCUACAAUCGGUCCAAAACGUGUGUAGUCAUUACUACUUCACUGUGGUGGGAAACACCGUAGCCCUCGCCAACGUCAUUUGCAUCUGUAGCAUUUUGGUGCUGGAUUCAGACAAGACUGUAAUGGAAAGGAAUGAUUACUACAUGGAGAUCAUUAAUUGGGCUUUUAUCAUCUACUACCUAUUAGAGAUGAUACUGAAACUGAUUGCCCUUGGUUGGAGGGGUUACAUCUCUUACAGAAAUAACAUCUUUGAUGGGUUCUUCACUGUCCUUCUGCUGAUCCUCCAGGUUACUAUUUUUGUCAUGUUCAGGAUUACCAAUCCAAAAUCGAUGCCGACUCUGCACGGGAACAUAUCUUUGUGGGAAAUGGUGCGACUGGUCAACAUGCUGAUUGUCUUCCGUUUCCUCAGGAUCAUUCCAGAAGUCAAGAUGAUUAAAGCGCCAUAUGUUGUACUUGACAUCCAUUUGUAUCCAUUAAUGUUGUGGAACAUCACAAAACAAUUGAUGGCUCUGGUGGCUAGUACUCUUGUGGACCUCGUGAAAAACUUGCGGGCUUUUGCCGGGAUUCUGGUGGUGGUGUACUAUGUGUAUGCUGUUAUUGGUAUCUGGCUUUUCCAAGGAGCUAUUACUCCUCCAGCCUCAAGUGCGGCCAACUCAACUAGUGAGAAUGGUACAUCCAACUUCACCAUGGAGUGUGGCUCCUAUGAACAGCUGGAGUAUUGGCCAAACAACUUUGAUGACUUUGCUUCUUCUCUAGUUCUGCUGUAUGACGUGAUGGUGGUGAAUAACUGGCAGGUCUUUAUGGACGCUUACACGAGAUACACCACUGAGUGGUCGAAGGUGUACUUUGUAUCCUGGUGGCUCACCUCGUCUGUCAUGUGGGUCAAUUUGUUUGUGGCACUCAUUUUGGAGAACUUUACUUACAAAUGGGACAAAAGUCAUGCGUUGAGCGUAUCAGAUGUGGAGAGAACAAACUAUGAGACCACAGUGCUGAUGAUGUUCAGAGACCAAAUCCAAGGACCGAGUCAGGAGGACAUAGAGAGCCACCUCCAGUGUCUUCCACAUCUCCAUCUCCCUCACUGGUCCCUGCAAUCACACAGCCCUUAACUACAGCGCCACAUACACCUGCUCUCCACCACGCGUUUACAUUUACAUUAAUCCUGACUGGAGUGUGGAGGAGUACAGUCUGCCAUGGUCUUGAAGUGGGGUUAGUGCAGAAGACAACGCCAUGUGCUGCUCAGUUUUCUGCUGAACACAUGUUAGUGACAUGGCACUGUUUUAAAAUGCCAGAGUCCUUUUAUUAUUAUUUUUAUUUAUUUAUUUUUUAAUUAGUUUAGUACUAGAGCAUUUCGAUCUUGGUUAUGAAAGGGAAAUUAUCAGAUUUUUGUUUUGAAAUGAAUGUUUUAACUAGAUAAUGAAUUUCAAGUCUUUGCAGAGAGAUCAUGGACAAGAUGAUACCAUCCAGCCUGGUCUGAGUUUCCAAAAAAAAAAAAAAAAAAAAAGGCAGCAAAUUAAGUUGCUUGCGUGAGUAUUCAACUCCCUUGAACUUUUCCACAUGGUGUAGUGUUAUAACCUGGAACUGAAAUGGGAUUAUACAUAUCAUGAGUCUAAACAAAAUAUGUAAUAUAUAAGUGGGGGGAAGUCAAUAUAGAUUGCAAAAUUAUUUGCAAAUAAAAAAAAACUUAAAAGUUGUGGUGCAUUCCAUUCAAAUAGUCGUGUGACUUCUUGUCAUGAUUUAUAAUCCCAAUUAAAACAAUUUCAGUUCUCGGUUGUAACAGUACAAAAUGUAGAAAUGUGCAAUGGGGGUGAAAACUUAUGCACGGCACAGUAUGGUGUCUGAAGUGUCAUUUGUGAGUGGCACCACAUUCUAUGCUCCACUACUUCUCACUCACUCAACCAAUCUACUCGAAGCACCGUUGAGCUCAAACGCAGGCAGCAGAUGUCAGUGACAUGGAAAUAGUGCGCUGAAAUGACCCUGAAGCUGGGCCAGAAACUCUUUCAUGCAGCCAGACUGUGUUUUACUGCUGAGAUGGGAACGUGAAGAUCUUGACAGUGGUGCUGCUGAAAUGCAGAAUUUAUUGAGGUGCUUUUUAUCCUUGAGCAUGCGGUACAUUAAUACUCAACAAAGCUAUUAUGGCAUUACAACCUUGAACGAUAGAUGUCUUUUGGUCUAAAAACUAACAUGUCUACAAAGGAAGUAUAUAGUAUUAAUCACUGAAGCAGCAGAUAUAUAUUUACAGAUAUACCUGUUAAUGCUUCCUUAGCUGAUGAUAAUGUCAAUAAAUGCUGCUGUUCUGGUAAUACGUGUGUGGCACCCGGAGAAAACCCUUCACAUGGUGAAAUUAUGGCAUUUUUUUACUUUAUAUAGUUCCGAAAGCUUUUGCAUGUAUCUCAACAUUUUAUACCUGCUUACUUUUAAAAGUGAAAAGGUAUAAAAUUGCAAAAGGAUUUCAUUCUGACUGCAGUCAUUGUGCUACAGAACAUAGCUAUCCAACAACUUGAUCAAAGCGUGACAUUCACUGUGUGUGAGGAAAUCACACUUAGCAAGCAAGGUUUUUAACAUCUUUAUCUAGACUGAUGCCCCAUACACACAUAUACAGAUAGCUAAGAUUUCGGAGACUGAAAAGUGGAGACAGAUUGAAGUGGAUUAAAAACUUUGUUUUCACUACAGAAAAAAAAAGCAUUCGUUUUUGAAAACGCUGACAUCAUGGCGCGAACCUGUGCGUGCCCAUUACGGGUUUUCAUGUGUCAUAAACGUGCUAAUGCUCUGUUGAUCAGGUUGAUCACAGUAUCGCUUUGUGGUCUGUAAUUUCUUAUUUGAUAAUGUGUUUGUAAUUUCAUUCCACUUCGUUUUAUUAUUACACCCUCGUGCAGAGGCGCCAGACGUUAACGCGUGCUGUACCGCGCCUGAAUCGACCGCUCCGUCUGUACAAACCACAAUGCAGAUGAAGACCUGGGAGAACACUUUGUAUUCAAGUGCAUCCUUAGUUGCACAAUAGUUACACCUCAUCAUCAGUCCACAUAUGAAUCCGUGUGUUUAUCAUUUUUUAUGGCAUACUAUCACUGCGCUGGCUUGCUCACGUGAACGUUUUCAAAUCAUUUUUACGGUUUCGUAUGGAUGAAGAUAUUUUUAAAGACGCUAUUUCUGUGUGUGUGUGUGUGUGUGUGUGUGUGUGUUUUAAACAGAAGGGUAAAAACUAUGUUUUCAACAAUAUCUGUAAACGUGUGGGUGGGGCCUGACUGUGUUUACCACUGCCAUUUUAUUAAACUGGCUCUUUACCCAGCAUCUUUACAGGAAAAUAGCCUAGACAAUAUUUAAAAAAGUGAAUAAAAACAUUUCCACAUCAUUUCCAUUAAAUAUAUUUAUGGUUUCUCCAAGUAUGUAUAUUCAAUUUUGGACAAUGUUGGAUUUUUUUUUUUUGUAUGUUUAUUUUAUUUGGCUGUUUGCCACAAUGUAGCACCAUCAGCAUCAUCCGAUGGUUUUCCCAGACCAAUACACACAAGUAGAGUUGUUAAAUUGGUUCAUUUCUCAUUAUUCAUUGGCUGCGUACAGAGCACAAUAUCAUAUAUCCAGUGAAAUAUAUCCAGUCGUCUUCACCCUAAUUUUUAUCUACCACCUUUGCAGUGUAGUGAUUGAUAACCAUAAACCAGAAUUUAAAAAGCAGAAAAACCUGUUUACACAACAGUGUUUAAUAAUGGAGAUUUAAGGGCAGUUGUCGGGGCAGUUGAUAAACGUUUAUGCAUUUUGUACAUUGCUUUCACUUGUAAGUUAAGCUGUAAGAAUUUCUGAGUAGGUGCUGUCAUUGUAGUGCACAUCACAUGGAUAGCAUUCAGGAAAGCAUGAGGAACUUGAAUUAGUUUUUACUCUAUAAGAUCAGUUUUGUUAAGUCUUUCUUUCAUGUUCAUGUCCUGUGCCUCAUGUUAAUACAUUACUUGUUGGAGCGUUAUGGUUAGUUUUGAAUUCAUGUUAUACAGCUAAUCACGUGCACUAUUCAGGUGUGUUAAAAGUGUGUUAAAACACUUUCAGUUCCUUUCUCAGUUUGUGUUGAAUUUUGUAUCUGAAAUCACACAUGCACUACAAAUGUGGUAGAUAAUAUUAGAUUGAAAAAUGCUUUCAUUGAAUGAAUUUCUUUUCAAAGAGAUAUAGAUGGCAAUAUGAUAGGGCUUUCAAACACACACACACAGCAUUUGGUGAUAAACAGUCAUCGAUGUAAUGAUCAAUAAUAAACAUUUGGUUUAGUAGACUGGCACUAUGAUUGGAUCAAAAUUUUAAACAAAACUAAAUGUUCAGAUUAUAAUAUUUAUAUAUGAUAUAUAAUAGUUAUUAAUGAUCUAUAUUUAGAUUAUAUAAACCAUUAAAAAGAAAUCAAAAGGGGAAUCACUGCUGCAGAUGAGCCAUUUUUGUUACUCAGUAUGUAAAUAAGAUUUUAUUACAACUUUUAUAGUCAGUGUUGGAUAAGAAUAUUUUUACGAUAUUAUCAUGAUUAAUAAAAUUUGUGUUAUAUAAUCAUAAUAUGUGUCUCUGAUACCAUCAAAUGAGCAUUUCAGUGUUCUGAGAGACAUCUGAAUAAAAUGGGAUAUUGUCAUAAAGUUGAAA